AUGAGACACCAUGUCACCUGCUUUCAUCUCCACAACAAGCUGGCAAACUACGAGUUAAAUGUACACUGGCAGGGAAAAAGACUGACGCACAACUUUGCCCCUAAGUACUUGGGAGUCACUUUAGAUCGUUCACUCACAUUUAAAGAACAUCUUACAAAAUUGGGUAGAAAACUGCAAACCAGGAACAACAUCCUCAAUAAACUUGCUAGUACUUCGUGGGGAGCGAAUGCAGACUGCCUGCGCACCUCAGCCCUGGCCCUCGUUUACUCUACUGCCGAUUACUGCUCACCGGUGUGGCUGGAAAGUGCGCACACGGACCGAGUCGACGUGGAACUCAACAAGUCGAUGAGAUGCAUUUCUGGCACCAUUCUUUCCACUCCAACUUACUGGCUCCCGGUCCUAUGUAACAUUGCUCCUGCCAGACUGAGACGGGAAGAGGCCCUUUUAAGGGAAACCCAAAAACUUAUAACUACAGUGGUCCUCCCCGGGCGUCAAGAGUUCCUUAACCCCUAUUAUCAUCGACUCAAAUCACGUCACCCACCUUGUAAGCUGGCUAAGACUCUAACAGAAUCCAGACUCAGCCUUAAAGAAAAGUGGUCUUCUGACUGGCAGUCAAAGACAGACCUAUCUGUUAGUAGCCUUAUCUCACCCGGUGUGAAAGUGAAGGGGUUCAGUCUCCCGCGACAUGAAUGGUGCAAGCUGAAUAGAAUGCGGACAGGGUUCGGCCGUACCGCACAUUUUAAACAUCUUUGUGGAUGGAUCGACUCGCCCAGAUGCGACUGUGGCGCCGAGUCGCAGACUGUCCAACACAUAGUCCAGGAGUGCCCCCUCAGAGCCUACCCCGGAAGCCCCGAUGACCUGUUCUCACUUACCCCUGACGCAGCCCAAUGGCUGAGAACCUUGGAUAUAAACCUGUGA
Molecule: messenger RNA, 918 nt
Organism: Cydia strobilella
Lineage: Eukaryota; Metazoa; Arthropoda; Insecta; Lepidoptera; Tortricidae
Exons: 1
Coding region: 1-918 (305 amino acids)
Source: RefSeq, a predicted model, not a curated record